AUGGCCGAAUCGGAUGACAAAUUUUUGGCCGCGGUUCCUGCCGACAAAUCGGGAAGAAUGACGCCAGAUCAGAUCUUGAAUUUUUUUGGUGAGUGUUUACAUUAAAUCUGUGUACUACAUAUCUACAUAUACUAUAAGUCUGUAGGGAAAAUUAUGAACUCCAGGGGGAUGUUUCACUUACAAAAAGGGCACUAACUCGAGUUAGCGGCAUCACAGAAAAAGCGGAGAGAGCAGAGAAAAAGAGGAGUGGUAACUCGAGUGACCUGACUUUUUAUCGACUUUGGCCGCACAUUUUGGGCCAUAACUUUUGAUACAGUGGACCAAUUUGCGCCAUUUCCAAAAAAUCAUGAAUGCUGGUGGUACACAGAAUACAUGGAUAUAAAUUUGUAAAUUUUUCUUCUAAAUUAUGCAAAUUAUAUGCAAAUUUUUUUCUUGGUAUCUUAAAGCUCGUCUUUUAUUAAAACCUUUAUAUGAAAAUGUGUGCACGUGAAACAUCCCCCAGUCAAAGCAAAAGUCGUAUCGCAGCCAAGACAGUGAAUUGUGUCGCGACAAAAUCAAGUUCACUUCAGUAACGCGAUCGGCGCAACAACAUUGUGCUCAUUAUUUCCCCGACAGAAUGAUGCAAAAAAAUUGCAAGACAACCAAAAAUUUUUUCGCUAUAGAAGGGUUUCGCUACAUGGGGGUUCAGCUUGGCCUAUGAAGUACUAUAUAUUUAACGCGCUGGAUUUUUUGUCGAGGCGGCUUCGUUUCUAAAGAUUUGCUUGACAUACAAUCCCACAGAACUUAUUGCCCCUAGGACACAUUUAAACUGCCAAAAAUCAUCUUUUUUUCAGGUCCAAGAAAUAACUUUCUACUGGCAGUCUUCAUAGUGAUGUCAGUGAUCUGGGGACUCGUUGUAAUGCCAAUUUUGGCCAGCGCUUUCUUCUUAGGGAAGGUGUGCACAACGGCGGAGACAAAUUGCACUGGAACUCAGGGAACAGUGGCGUUUGAGGUGAGUUUAAGUUUUCAUAAAAUACAGACCGAAAAAAUGGCUCCUAGCCGGGCUUAGACAUGGCUCCCGGGGCGGGCCGGCGUUUCGGCCCGGCCCGGAAUAUUUAAAAUCCAGAAUCUCGAAGUGAAAAUUGGGUUUGAUAAUGAAAAUAAAUGCGAUGUCAAGACACAAUUGGUUUUUUUUAAAGGUUUUUUUGUUUUUAGAUAGCUAUGGAACACAGUAUUUAUCCAUUUACAUGAUGAUAGAAAGAAAUUUGGUCAUAAGGAGUUAGACUUGGGGAGACUUUUGUUUCAAUGAGCCGGCCCAGGCCGGGCCGAAACAAAUUUAAAACGUGCCGGGCCGACGGAAAAUUUGAAACGGGCCGGGCCGGCCGGAACCCUUCAGGCCGACGGGCCAGGCCGAGAUUUUGGGCCCGGGCCGGCCGACGAGCCAUGUCUAGCCGGGCCGACGCACGUCAAGCUGAGACAAGCUAAAACGGUCCGGUAAAUGGAUUAACAAUUUGCCAAAAGAGACGCGAAAAAACGUUUUGUCGGCGAAGAAAUGGGGAAUUUUUGUGGCGAGAGAGUACGUUUUUGCGCGUCUUUUUCUCUGUCUUCUCCACCAAAUCAAGACGAAGUGUAAAAAACGGAUCGCGAAGGGCCUAUUCCGGUCACCGGACUCCUCAGUUUGACGUGCGACGGCCUUAUCCCCGCUUUCCGGUUGGCAGAAAAUUCCAAAACAAAAAGAUUCGUUGUUCUUGCAGUUUGAUCUUAACAAUGAGCGUGCAUACUUGGCGGAUCUCACAACUACAGCGUUCUUGGUUGGAAAUGUCGUUGGAGCCAGUACGAUGGCAAGGUUGUCGGACAGGUAAAUUAAGCUCUUUUUUGCACACGGAAAACGCUCGACCGCCGAUUCAGCUACACGUACCGUGGGGGAGCUGAUCCAGUGGCAAACAACGCACCAUUUUGCAUCCGGGAAGUGUCAAAAAUGUGGCAAAAUGCUCCCCACUCCGGGUGAAAAAACUUCGUUUUGAAGGGUGCGCCCUUUUUCUUCGCAAAAAAGAGCGGGCGCGCUUUUGAAAUCUGAGUUUUUUCACUUGGAGAGGGAGGCAUUUUGCCACAUUUUUGACACUUUCCGGAUGCAAAAUGGUACGUUCUUUGCCACUGGAUCAGGUCCGUAACUGUACACAAGAUACGAAAAAACUUUUGCCCAUUUUUCAGCUUUGGCCGUCGCCCAACCUUGGUCAUCUCCUUGCUGCUGAUGGGUCUCAGCGGAUCCCUCAGCGCCCUCUCGCCCAAUAUUUAUUUCUUCGCCGUAUGUCGCCUAAUUCAAGGCUAUUUCUUCGCCGGUUGCAUAAUUCUGAACUGGGUUCUGUCCUACGAAUGCUGUCCCUAUCUUCUCCGGCCCUAUUGCCCAUUGGUUUUUGGGAUGACUUGGGUCGUGGGCUACUGUAUUUUGGCUCCGUUGGACUUUUGGCUACAGAAUUGGCGACCUUUCAUGGUCGCGCUCUCAUUGCCUUCGGCGUUUUACGCGGUUGGAGUGCAGGUGUGGGCGCCGGAAAGUUUUCAUUUCAGUGUGGUGAAUGGGAGAAAGGAGCAGGUAAGGAGUCUUUUUUUCGGAAAAAUUUAGCACGUUUUACAAGCUAAAAUUAACAAGGGAGGUACCCCAAUUGCGACGCUCAAACUCCGACGAAAUUAAGCACAAAUUUAGCACAUUUUUUCUAAAAAACAGCGAAAUCGAUUUGCAGAAAAAACCGAAUUUUUAGGCCAACUUUAUUAGCCAGAUUUUGGGAAAUUCCGGCAUGAAUGGUAUGGUCAAGUUGACGAAUCCAAACUUUUCGUUACUUUCAGAUUUUGUCUGUAGGAAUACGUGUGUACACGAAUCGGUUCCCGGCGUAUUUUACACUCAAUUUUGCAGGCAAUCGAAUUCAUCAAGAGAGCCAACAAAUCGUCCGAAAACAAGUUGGAUCUCUCCGAAUUGGACCAUCUGUUUGAGGAGGAACUUGGCGGCGAUGAACAAAAAGGCAAUCAUGGAGUUGUCCAUGAACUGAAGAAACAGAAAAUUUUGAUCGUCUACGUUUUUGUUCUGGCCUAUUUGUGGACCUGCGACAUUUUCAUUUAUUAUGGAUUAUCGUUGUUUAGCACUGAGCUGGCUGGGAAUCGGUGAGUUGAAAAUUGAAUUUUUAGUCGAUUUUUGGUUUUUUAACCUAAUUUUGGAUUCUAGAGAAGAAAUUGCUGCUUAA
This is a messenger RNA of Bursaphelenchus xylophilus (pine wood nematode), 3212 nucleotides long. The record is from the annotation of a GenBank genome assembly. NCBI's taxonomy places the organism in Eukaryota, Metazoa, Nematoda, Chromadorea, Rhabditida, Aphelenchoididae.